Rhincodon typus (whale shark) is the source of this 2281-nucleotide messenger RNA. It is a transcript of the gene rnf180a, whose product is annotated as ring finger protein 180a. Gene Ontology annotation, cellular component: endoplasmic reticulum membrane. The record is from RefSeq and is a predicted model, not a curated record. Lineage: Eukaryota; Metazoa; Chordata; Chondrichthyes; Orectolobiformes; Rhincodontidae. The transcript has 5 exons. Bases 1 to 1692 code for a protein of 563 amino acids. Gene Ontology annotation, biological process: protein polyubiquitination; norepinephrine metabolic process; serotonin metabolic process. Gene Ontology annotation, molecular function: metal ion binding; ubiquitin conjugating enzyme binding; ubiquitin protein ligase activity.
AUGGAGCAGGAUGAGACAUGCUCAUGUUUCUUCUUCCAGAAAGUGCACGAGAAGAGCUCUGUGCUCAGCAGCCUGAAGGAAGAAAAUAACUCAUCAUGGUGGACAAUUGGAAAACUGAACAGCCCAUAUUGUGGGGCCCGCCUAGGAGAUUUUAACUUUAUCAGCAAUGCAAAAUGCCCUUGUGGGCAAGCAGUGACUGUACAUAUUUGUAAGAGUCGUACUGAUUAUGAAGCACCACGUUUAAUCAGAAUCAUUGAGUCGGCAAAGGUGAAAUCUCUUCUGAAACUGCAACGCAUUUGCAAGUUAGAAACUGUAGGAAACGUGGAGCAUGGGACAGAAAACAUUGUGUCCAACAACAUGCUUAAAGAUUUUUUACACUAUUCGAGAAAAAUGGAUCGUGAAAGAAUAACUGAAGCACUAUGCCUGGAGGCAAGAUCACGCACUCGAGGAAUGGUAGAAGUUGACAGCAAUGAAUUUCACUUCAAAGAAGCUUAUCCACAGCCAAGCUCUUCUGCUUCACAGCCUCCCAGAGCCAGAUGUACAUUGAUCGGUUUUCAUAAAAAGUCUGUCAGUGUGGAUUUUAGCAGCACAAACUCAAAGAAUGAAUCUGUUAGUUUUACUAGCAUGCAUGGCUUGUGCUCACGAUCAUCUUCCUGUGGAGUUAUAAUGCAUCACCUAGGUGAGAUUGCUAAUCCUAGACAGUUUCCAUUGGCAGAUGAUGUUAAUCUGCAGCAGCCUGCAUCUGAACAGUCCAUUAGUUCCGCAUUUCAGAGUCAGUGCAGUCGAGAAUCUGAUUUUAUGGCAUGUUCUCAAUCGUUCAGUAAUGGUCCUGUAGAAGCACAAAGUUUAGAUCCUGGACCGUCUACACCAAGACAUUGCAGGAGCAAAUUUACCAAUGUUUCUUCAACUCUUAGAAGUUGGUCAUCUGACUCGAGUACUGAAGCAAGUUGCAUAGAAGAGUGGGAGGAAGGGCAUGAUGGAAGCACGAGCAAUCCUUGCAAUGAAUCACCUCCACACGUUCCUGUAAUAUCUACUCUAAGUGGGAAAGCACUGAAUAAAAGACAAAGAAAUAAACUUAAAAGUUUGAAAAGGAAACAACGGAGACGAGAACGGUGGCAGAGCAAGUUGAAGGAGCAGAAACAGACUUCCAGUUCAAAUCUGACCACUUCAGGUGAUGAAGAUGAAAUCAAGUGGGAGAAGGAAGGCUACGUUUGUGCUGUUUGUCUGGAUAUUUUCUUCAGUCCAUAUAUGUGUUAUCCAUGUCAUCACAUCUUUUGUGAGCCCUGUCUUCGGACCCUUGCGAAGGACAACCCCACAAAUACGCCAUGCCCUUUGUGUCGCACUGUCAUCUCAAGAGUCUUUUUUCAAACAGAGUUGAAUAACACCAUGAAAAGUUUAUUCUCUGAGGAGUAUUUAGCCAGAAGGCAAAACUUCCAAAAAGCAAGCUGUGCAAAGUGGCCGUUACCUAACUGCAGGAGAUUGUUCAGAGUCUUGGGAGGUUUUGGAAGACAUUCAGAUCCUGUCACAAGAAGACAGUUCCCUCAUGGUGCCUACAGACUGGAUUUUGAGGAUGACAAUCGUGGCUGGAGAUUUGAUAUGGACAUGGUUAUCAUUUAUAUCUAUUCUGUCAAUUGGGUCAUUGGAUUCAUAAUUUUUUGCUUCCUCUGCUACUUUUUCUUUCCAUCUUUUUAAAUUGGUGCGUUAGCACCUUGGCAAAGUGAGGAUUGAGAAAAAAAUGGAUUCAUGUAAUGUUGAUCAGUAGCAAGUUUUCAUUGAACAAGUUUUCUUAUGUAUGGCACAUUUUCAGUUGAAGACCCCUGGGGACAUAAUAAGGGAAGAUAUAUUUGAAGACAUAAAUUUGCAAUGUUCUUUCUAGUUGCAAUUACCUUCUGCGUUAUUAACCAUGACUGUUGAAAUCCAAGCUGCCAUUAGUGGAGUCUGCAGAGUGCAGUUAAUACAAUUUACCCUAGAUACAAUUUCCAUAAAAAAUUAAAUACUAUUUGGACUUAGUUCAAAAAUUUGAAUGUAACCAACUCAAAGCACAAUUAAUUUAUUCCAUGAAAAUAACUUUUGGCAUUUAUUCCCUCUGCCAAGAAACUAUUGUCUAAAGAUUAAUACUGCCAGUAACUGGAGAUAGUGAAGAAUACAGCCUGUUAAAAACCAGAAUUGUAUUGCAAGUUUUAGACAAGUCGCUUUUAUUUGUUUAAGCUUAUUCUUCAAAUUUAAAUGUGAACAGAAUGUUAACAAUGUAUUAGAUACCCAAAAGUAAAAAUAUUGGUGC